GCGCAGUGGAGGGUCCGGCGUCCGCCUUGGCGGGUGGGCGUGAUGACCCGCACUCCCCAAGCCACUGCGGGAUAGAACGGGGCCGAGGGCUCUCAGGGGUGGCCGCGACCGGGGCGGCCCGGGACACGGCUGCGGGUUCCAGCCAACAGGCCCGGAGUCGCGGCCUCGGCUCCGCCGUGGGUGCACGGGCUAGGGCUGCGGGGACUCCUGUGGGCUUCGCGUCUGCGGCUGGCAGGAAUGGGGAUCGUCCCCAGAUCCCGCCUUCCGGGCAGGGCCUCCGCUGCCUGCGAUCCUGCCCACAGUCCAAGGAUCCUCCUCGCCUCUCGCGGACUGCGGUGUCAGCCGCCCGAGCCGUUCCCCGGACACCUGGCCAGGUGACGGCCCCCCACCUCCGCCUGGGGCGGGGAGGGGGGGUGGUCUGCGAGUCCCCCUCACCCCCAGCAGACGUUCCCGAGCUCAGGAGGAAAAAAAGGACGAGGAAGGGGCUGCUUAUGAGUGUGUCGGUGUUGAUUUAGUAGUUGUGGAAUGUGAGCCCUGGGGAAAUAAGUGGAAGAGGCAUGGACCGUGUGGCUCCACUGGGGCGUUCGCGAAUGCCUCCUGGAGGAGGAGACCAACCAGAAAGAAGAGGCAGCGUCCAGCAACUGCACAAAGGCCAGAGGGCCUUUCUGGCAAGAGGACUGGGAGAUGGCUGGAGCCAUGUGGAUGGGCAUAAAUGGCUAAUGUCCAGCAACCAUCGAUGUCAAGUAUCCACACACCUGGCCUGAAUGGAUCCCUCUGCCUUUCAGAGUUUGGGAUAUGAGAUUGAAAAUGACGACUCGGAAUUUUCCUGAGAGAGAAGUACCCUGUGACGUAGAAGUGGAAAGAUUCACAAGGGAAGUUCCCUGCUUGUCCAGUUUAGGUGAUGGUUGGGACUGUGAGAACCAGGAGGGACACUUGAGGCAAUCAGCUUUAACUCUGGAGAAACCAGGGACUCAGGAAGCAAUUUGUGAAUAUCCUGGUUUUGGGGAGCAUUUGAUUGCAAGCUCAGACCUUCCACCGUCUCAGAGAGUUCUGGCAACAAAUGGUUUCCAUGCACCUGACUCAAAUGUUAGUGGUCUGGAUUGUGACCCCGCCUUACCCAGCUAUCCUAAAAGUUAUGCAGGUAAGAGAACUGGUGACAGUGAUGCCUGUGGAAAAGGCUUCAACCAUUCCAUGGAAGUUAUUCAUGGAAGAAAUCCAGUGAGAGAGAAGCCCUACAAAUACCCUGAAAGUGUUAAGUCUUUUAAUCAUUUUACCUCUCUUGGUCAUCAGAAAAUAAUGAAAAGAGGCAAGAAACCAUAUGAAGGUAAGAAUUUUGAGGACAUCUUUACUCUGAGCUCAUCGCUUAAUGAAAACCAGAGAAAUCUCCCUGGAGAGAAACAAUAUAGAUGUACUGAAUGUGGCAAAUGCUUCAAACGGAACUCUUCUCUUGUUUUGCAUCACCGAACUCACACCGGAGAGAAGCCUUAUACUUGUAAUGAGUGUGGAAAGUCCUUCUCCAAGAACUACAACCUGAUUGUGCAUCAAAGAAUCCACACAGGAGAGAAGCCCUAUGAAUGCAGUAAAUGUGGGAAAGCUUUCAGUGAUGGCUCAGCUCUGACGCAGCACCAGAGAAUUCACACAGGCGAGAAACCUUAUGAAUGCCUAGAGUGUGGAAAAACCUUCAACCGAAAUUCAUCCUUAAUUUUGCACCAAAGAACUCAUACAGGGGAAAAACCAUAUAGAUGUAACGAAUGUGGGAAACCCUUCACUGACAUCUCCCACCUUACAGUGCAUCUCAGAAUCCACACCGGUGAGAAGCCCUAUGAGUGCAGCAAAUGUGGAAAGGCUUUCCGGGACGGCUCGUACCUCACCCAGCAUGAGAGGACUCACACUGGAGAAAAGCCCUUUGAGUGUGCAGAGUGCGGGAAAUCCUUCAACAGAAACUCUCACCUCAUUGUGCAUCAAAAGAUCCAUUCUGGGGAGAAACCCUAUGAAUGUAAAGAAUGUGGGAAGACUUUCAUCGAGAGUGCGUACCUCAUCAGGCAUCAGAGGAUUCAUACUGGCGAGAAGCCCUAUGGCUGCAACCAGUGUCAGAAACUUUUCAGGAAUAUCGCUGGCCUCAUUAGGCACCAGAGGACUCAUACUGGUGAGAAGCCCUAUGAGUGUAAUCAGUGUGGCAAAGCCUUCAGGGACAGCUCCUGUCUGACCAAGCACCAGAGAAUUCACACUAAGGAGACCCCAUAUCAGUGUCCAGAAUGUGGGAAGUCCUUCAAGCAGAACUCUCACCUGGCAGUACAUCAGAGACUCCAUAGCAGGGAGGGUCCCAGCCAUUGUCCUCAGUGUGGAAAAAUGUUCCAAAAGAGCUCAUCCCUUGUUCAACAUCAAAGAGCACACCUGGGAGAGCAACCCAUGGAAACAUAAUGGUUGGGGGCCACAUGAGUCUUCCAGUUCGCUCUCACUCCUGUGUUUAGGAGGCAUGUCUUAGAUCUGACUCCUCUCUGGUCAGUAGAAAAGUAUCCUUUAAGCUAUCCAGUGAAUUGAUGAAUGUGAGACAUUGCUGAGCCACACUGUUAAGUCUGCUCAUUGGGGAACUCCGGAGACAACUUAGGAUGAGGGCAGAAAAGUCUUUGGGGAUGAUUCAGUCUGUACCAGACGUGACAACACACACACUGGAAUGAAAUGUGCAAACAUGGGGGUGACACUUACCACAGAGAGAACCUGUGAAUGCAUUCAGAACAUGAUUGGAAUGAAGAGCCCUGUAGUAGGGAGUUUCCACGUUGUACGUAAGCAAACACUGAAUCAACUUUUUUUUUUUUUUUCCAGACAGAGUCUCACUGUGCAGUGGCAUGAUCUCCACUGACAGCAACCUCUGCCUCCCAGGUUCAAGCAGUUCUCCUGCCUCAGCCUCCGAAGUAGCUAGGAUUACAGGUGCCUGCCACCAUGCCUGGCUAAUUUUUUGUAUUUUUAGUAGAGACAGGGUUUCACUAUGUUGGCUAGGCUGGUCUUGAACUCCUGACCUCAUGAUCCGCCCACCUCGGCCUCCCAAAGUGUUGGGAUUACAGGCAUGAGACACUGCCUGGCCUGAAUCAACCUUUUUAAGUGUAAUCAGAAAGAGAGGCUUUGGCAGGGGCUCUUACUGUGUUUUCUGUAACAACAAAGGUGUACAAUGAGAGAGUCCACACAGUGCUGUACUGCACACACCACAGAAUGUGUGAGAUUUUCCUGUUUGAAUGUAUGUCUGCAUUAUACUCCUGCAAUAAUGCUGAGGACUCGUUGCAGGAGGGCAAACUAGGUGAAUAAAUUACCUGUGAAUGAACAAUGAAGUCGUUCCUCUUAAGACUGAAACAAGCAGGCCAGAUGUGGUGGCUCACGCCUGUAAUCCCAGCACUUUGGGAGGCCGAGGCGGCCAGAUCACAAGGUUAGGAGUUCAAGACCAGCCUGGCCAGCAUGGUGAAACCCCAUCUCUACCAAAAAUACAGGAAAUUAGCAGGGCAUAGUAGUGUGUGCCUGUAAUCCCAGCUACUUGGGAAGCUGAGGCAGGAGAAUUGCUUGAACCUGGGAGGUGGAGGUUGCAGUGAGCUAAGAUCGCACAGAUCGCACCACUGCACUCCAGCCUGGGUGACAGAGCGAGACUCCAUCUCAAAAAAAAAAAAAAAAGACUGAAACAAGCUUGUGCUAAGAUGGAAAGGGCUGCUUCUAACAGAUGUGGUUUGUUGCUUUAGUUGUUGAAGCAAAAAUACUGAGUUGUUAUGUUUAUGUUAUCAGCCCACCACUACCUCCAUGGUUGUUCAUUUAGGAUGCUUCUAAUUCAGCCACUGUGAACCAUUAUAAAGGUUUUAUUGCCAUGUUGAAAAUGUUUAUAAUAUGGCAAAAAGGGGCAUCAAAUAGAAGAUUUACUAUUAUUCCAGCCAUGUAAAAAUAUGUGCACAUAUGGAUGUAUGUUGAAAGUGGAUGAUGGAGAAAUAAAAUGUGGUUUUCUUUGGGGA
Molecule: messenger RNA, 3986 nt
Organism: Gorilla gorilla gorilla (western lowland gorilla)
Lineage: Eukaryota; Metazoa; Chordata; Mammalia; Primates; Hominidae
Gene: ZNF329
Product: zinc finger protein 329
Exons: 3
Coding region: 796-2421 (541 amino acids)
Biological process (GO): regulation of transcription by RNA polymerase II
Cellular component (GO): nucleus
Molecular function (GO): DNA-binding transcription factor activity, RNA polymerase II-specific; RNA polymerase II transcription regulatory region sequence-specific DNA binding
Source: RefSeq, a predicted model, not a curated record